GGUAUAUCUUCAACCACACCUAUAAUAUUCAGCAAAACUUAGCUAGAGGGAUGGCUUCAGAAUCCUAUAAGACGGCUCCUGAUACCACCACGUCGUGGGAGAAGGAGGAGACACGGCCACCGGUUGCACCACCACGACAGCCACCGCAGUCGAGAGCUUCGGCAGCCUACUUUGCAUUGGUUGAUGUGGUUUUGAGAUUCCUACUGUUUGCUUCAGCUUUGGCUGCUGUUUUGGUUAUGGUUACUAGCAAGCAAACUAAAAUAGUUCCAAUACCAAUUUAUCCGUUCCAGGCUCCUGCCUCUGCUAAGUUCAAUCAUUCGCCAGCUUUCAUAUACUUUGUAGCAGCACUUUCUGCUGUGGGCUUUUACAGUAUUAUUUCCGGUCUCUUCUCCUUGUUUGCCCUCUUGAGGCCUGGUAGCUUUCCAAAAGUGGUGUCUCAUUUUCUCAUAUUUGAUGUACUAUUCUUGGGAGUCGUAGCAGCCGCAACUGGAACAGCGGGCGGAGUUGCCUAUAUAGGUUUAAAAGGCAAUUCUCACACUGGAUGGAGAAAGAUUUGCAAUAUCUACGACGAGUUCUGUAGGCAUAUCGGAGCUUCCAUUGCUGUGUCAUUGGUCGCUUCCAUUUUGUUGGCAUUGCUCGUCUUGUUCUCGAUUUCCUCCCUCUCCAAGAAAAUCCCCAGGUAGAGGAAUCCCUGGUCCUCAUCAGUCGAAUGUGUUAAAGUAUGUUUGAAAUGUAAUGUCCGAUACAACUGAUCGAGAUUUUAGUUUUCCCCCCCCUUUCAUAAUAUUGUGUAAUACAAUAGAAUUCGACGUGCCAAACAUAGACGUUUGUAUCUUGUGAAAAGUUGGAUUUCAUGUCAAGUAUGUAACUGUUUGAUAGAUCUAGGAUUCGGUUUGUAAAGUUAUUGUGUUAUGCAGUUUGUUUAAACAUAAUGAUUGUCAGCUUUCAUGGUUCUAACUGUUUGAUAGAUCUAGUAUUCGGUUUGUAAAGUUAUUGUGUUAUGUAAUUUGUUUAAACAUAA
Messenger RNA from Olea europaea var. sylvestris, 1021 nucleotides. RefSeq names its product CASP-like protein 1. Bases 51 to 683 code for a protein of 210 amino acids. The record is from RefSeq and is a predicted model, not a curated record. The transcript is spliced from 3 exons. NCBI's taxonomy places the organism in Eukaryota, Viridiplantae, Streptophyta, Magnoliopsida, Lamiales, Oleaceae.